GUUCUUGCAGAAUUCGUUGUGGGGGGCGAGAUAGCGGCGAUGUAAAAUUCCCAGAAUUUGGAAUGUUGGAUUCCUGUAGGCUCGAGGUUCCUUGGAUUCUGUUGUUCUUUCGUUGUAGAAGUUUGCCGAAAGAAGAGCUUUCUGGAGCUGUUCUGUGGACUUUCAGAAUUAGGGUCUUAAGGUUUGUGUUGUGCGUGGAGAUUGUGGUCGUCUGCGUUGCUCUGAGGUGAUGGUUUCGUGACCGUGGUGGUUUUGGAAUGUUCACGGCUGUUACGGAUGCCUGGAUUAAUCGAGGUUCCUAUGUGAAUCCCGUCUGGUUCCGUGAGGGGCUUAAAAAUCCAAAUUUCGAGUCUUUGGGUUCAUCCAGAUGAUCGACCUUUUCAACGUAGGAAUCGUUAUACGGAAAUGUGCUUUUCAUAAACCCUCGUUUCCCUCCCUUGUCUUUCAAAGCUACUGCUUGGGUUGGGCUAGUGGAAGAGGAAAGACUGCAGCAUCUGCAGUGCCUGUUACCACCUCGGGUUCAAGUAUUGACAUUAAGAAGUGUAACGAACAAGCUCGGGAUGCCCGACUUCAGCAUCUAGAGGCACAGGCGUUAGAAACCUUGCAGAAGACUGUGGAAAAUUUCGAGAAGCCAGCGUUUCCAUGUGCUUUGAUCGCAGGUGAUGUGGUCAUACUAGAUCUUCUUCACAGGAUAGGAGCGUUUUCAGAUAAUAAAGUAAAAAUAAUCUUCAUCGACACUUUUCACCUCUUCCCUGAAACAUAUAAGUUUCUCAGCGAAGUGGAGGAGCGGUAUGGAUUCAAGGCACAUGUGUUUCAUGCUGCAGAUGUAAACAACAAAGAAGCCUAUGACGCCAAAUUUGGUUCAGAUUUGUUCAUAACUGACAUAGAAGAGUACGACCGCAUCUGUAAAGUUGAGCCGUUCAGCCGUGCUCUGAAGACAUUGGAGGUAGAUGCUAUGAUCAAUGGGCGUAGACGUGAUCAUGGCGCAGAAAGAGCCCAUCUUGAGGUGUUCGAGGAGGGAAAAAUGGUGAAAGUGCAACCUCUUGCGUAUUGGGAAUUCAGGGAUUGCUGGGAUUACUUGACGAAAUAUUCGUUACCUUACCAUCCUCUCCACGACCAAGGCUUUCCGAGCAUUGGAGACGUGCAGUCCACGAUACCAGUUCCUCGUGAGAAGUGGUUCGAGUAUGCCGGAGAACGAUCAGGCCGCUUUCAGGGUUUGACGAAUCCAGAUGGGAGUGCAAAAACAGAGUGUGGAAUUCACGUUGGUGGUAGAACAUAAGUUGUGGUGUUUUAGUGGACCUGUGGUGGUGUUUUCCUUCUAAUUGUACAAAGUAAGUUGAAGAUUGAACAAAACUGGCAUGUGCAUCUGAUGCACCUGAUGGAGUUGCCUUCCUUUGAGUGGAAA
Physcomitrium patens is the source of this 1405-nucleotide messenger RNA. Its product is annotated as putative phosphoadenosine phosphosulfate reductase. Gene Ontology annotation, cellular component: cytoplasm. Gene Ontology annotation, molecular function: phosphoadenylyl-sulfate reductase (thioredoxin) activity. The record is from RefSeq and is a predicted model, not a curated record. Lineage: Eukaryota; Viridiplantae; Streptophyta; Bryopsida; Funariales; Funariaceae.